UACAGCAAAGACAGAAAGAUAAGAUCAAGUGCAUUCGUUGUUAAGACUCAGUAUAUUCAGACGGUAUUUAGACCCAGUGGAAACAGAUUGGUUGUGAGAUACUUAACACCAAUGUCAGCACUGAUUACUUCCUCACUGCUAAAGCAAGGUGCUCACAGUCUCAGAUCUGCGCAUGGACUCAAACACAGCAAGACUUGGAAAUUAUGCAGCACAAGUUUGCUCCAGUGGUGUCGGUCCCUCCACGUGGACAGUCCACCUUACAAACCCUCUCUGACCAGCAGCUAUGUCCAUGGCACCUCCUCCAUCUCUCUGCUCCCCCUGACUGUAGGCCAGAUCCUGGACUCCACAGUCCAGCGCUGGCCUGACCAUGAAGCUGUGGUCUUCCUGCAGGAUGGCAUCCGGAGAACAUUUGCACAGUUUCAGCAAGAUGUUGACCAGAUGGCUGCAGGUCUGCUUGCUUUAAGCUUGAAGCGAGGCGACCGGCUGGGAGUUUGGGGACCCAACAUAUAUGAGUGGAUCCUUUUCCAGUUUGCUUCAGCCAAGGCUGGAAUUAUACUGGUAUCAUUGAAUCCGGCCUAUCAAGUGAAGGAAGUGGAGUUUACUCUAAAGAAGGUCCAGUGUAAAGCUGUGGUCUGCCCUACUCGCUUUAAAACACAAAAUUUCUGUGAGAUGCUGAGGGAGAUCUGCCCAGAGAUUGACACAACGCCAGAAGGCAUGAUCAAAAGCUCCAGGGUGCCAGACUUACGGAUGGUGAUUGUGACUGAUAGCAGACAACCGGGGAUGCUCCAUGUAGACGAUGUGAUGCAAGCAGCGGAGAGUCGGCACCACAAAGAGCUGACGGAUCUGCAGAGCAAGCUGUCCUCAGAUGAACCCAUCAACAUUCAGUUCACAUCAGGGACUACAGGGAGUCCAAAGGGAGCCACUCUCUCCCACCACAAUAUUGUAAACAAUGCCUACUUUAUUGGUCUCCGAAUGGGUUAUGGAUGGAGACCUCAGGUGCGAGUGUGUGUGCCCGUACCCAUGUACCACUGCUUUGGCUCUGUGCUGGGAGGGAUGAGUAUGGCGGUGCAUGGUAUCACACUGGUCUUCCCAUGCUCUGGCUACAGUAGCCGAGCCAACCUAGAGGCCAUUCAGAGCGAAAAGUGCAAUUUCGUCUACGGCACUCCCACAAUGUUCGCCGACAUGCUUAGCCAAGAUUUACACAAGUAUGAUUUGUCAUCAGUUGAAGCUGGUAUCAUGGGAGGUUCUCCGUGCCCUCCUGCGAUUAUGAGAAAACUGAUAACAGACAUGAACAUGAAAGAGAUAACGAUAUGUUAUGGAACCACUGAGAACAGCCCUAUUACAUUCAUGGGAUUCCCACAAGACACAGAGGAGCUGAAGACGAACACUGUUGGAUGCAUCAUGAGCCACACUGAGGCUAAAGUGGUGGAUCCUACUAAUGGGGAGAUUGUCCCUCUCGGGGCCUCAGGUGAGCUGAUGAUCAGAGGCAGCUGUGUGAUGCAUGGAUACUGGGACGAUCCUGAGAAAACCAGACAGGCUAUUUGCCAAGCCCGCUGGUACAGGACUGGUGACGUGGCCAGUCUGAACAGUCUGGGAUACUGCUGCAUCGAAGGACGCAUAAAGGACAUGAUCAUUCGAGGAGGGGAGAACAUCUACCCCGCUGAGAUAGAGCAAUUUCUCUAUACACAUCCCAAAGUACAGGAGGUGCAGGUGGUCGGAGUGAAAGAUGAGAGGCUGGGCGAGCAGGUGUGUGCCUGCAUCAGGCUGAUGGAGGGCCAGACCUCCAGUGCAGAGGAGAUAAAAGCAUUCUGCACAGGCCAGAUUUCUCACUUCAAGAUGCCACACUAUGUGAUCUUUGUAGACAGCUACCCUCUGACAGCCUCUGGAAAGAUCAAGAAGAACUUAUUAAAGGAGGCAAUGGAGAAGAAAUUAGGUCUUUAAUUUAGUGUAGCCUGAUGGACAGAAUAUCAGUGAGCUGAAGUGGUACUAUAUAAUGAUUGGCAGCUGGAUUGUCAUUACUUGAAAUUCUUCUACUUUUAUAGCAGAUGUAUACUCAAACAUUGUACAACAGUAAUGACAUGACAUGAAUGGCAAAUGAGCAUACUCCAUCCACCGAUGAAGGCCACAAGAUGUGACUUAAAGCUUUGGAAAAUGUCAGCAGACCUUGUGCUGUAUCAACUUACAUUAUAGCAUUUGACCCAAACAA
Molecule: messenger RNA, 2206 nt
Organism: Micropterus salmoides (largemouth bass)
Lineage: Eukaryota; Metazoa; Chordata; Actinopteri; Centrarchiformes; Centrarchidae
Product: medium-chain acyl-CoA ligase ACSF2, mitochondrial-like
Exons: 16
Coding region: 112-1941 (609 amino acids)
Biological process (GO): fatty acid metabolic process
Molecular function (GO): medium-chain fatty acid-CoA ligase activity
Source: RefSeq, a predicted model, not a curated record